This is a messenger RNA of Funneliformis geosporum, 1692 nucleotides long. The record is from the annotation of a GenBank genome assembly. NCBI's taxonomy places the organism in Eukaryota, Fungi, Glomeromycota, Glomeromycetes, Glomerales, Glomeraceae.
AUGUCUAAAAAACGAACAAAGAAAAGAAACAAAAAACCGAAAACAAAAGAUUCUCAAUUCAAAAUUGCGAUAAUUACCGGCGCAAAUAGUGGAGUAGGUUAUGGAGUCGCACAAAGAUUAUUGGAUCACUCGGCAAAAAAUCCUGAUGAACAAUUCAAAGUUGUCCUUGCUUGCCGAAACCAAAUACGAGCAAGUGCUGCACGAAAUGAUUUAUUAAAAGAAUUCCCGAAAGGUUUAGUUGAAAUUGUUCUUAUAGAUAUAGCUUCAAUUGAAUCCGUGUUCAAAAGUUGUAAAGAAAUUAAAGACAGAUAUAAUCGAGUUGAUCUACUUUUUUGCAAUGCUGGAAUACUACAAGUUUCAUAUAUGGAUUGGGGGGGCAUGGUUAAACAAAUUCUUUUAGAUCCAAUUGCAUUGUAUUCAAAAACAGGCAUUUUAGUUCAACCUAUGGGUAAAAUUACUUCGGAAGGUUUAGGUGAAACGUUUGCUUGUAAUUUCUUUGGGCAUUAUGUUAUGAUUAGAGAGCUCGAAGAUUUAUUAUUCAAAGCGAAAGAUCCUCGCGUUAUUUGGACAGGUUCCCAUAUAUCUACUAAAGAAAGUCUUAAUAUGGAAGAUUAUCAAUGCAAUAAAGGAAUUUUACCUUACGAAUCAUCCAAACGAAUUAUAGAUAUAAUUGGAAUUGGACUUAAUUCUCGUUUAAAUAAACAAAAUAUCCAUAGUUUUACAACUCAUCCUGGGAUUGUUUCUACAAAUAUUAUACCACUUGGCUGGGUUAUGAGUCAUUUAAAGGAUUUUUUGUUUUACGUGAUACGAACUUUAGGAAUGAGAAAUCAAACAAUCACCAGUUGGAAUGGAUCAUAUGCCAAUUAUUAUGUUGCAACUCAACCAAUCGAAUCUCUAGUUACUACUCUAAGGUAUGGUAGUUAUUGUAAUCCUCUUGGUAAGGUUUACGUUGAUAAAGAUAUAGUUGAGGGAUAUGAAGAAGCCGAAGCCAAAGUUUUAAUUACCAAGUUAGAAACUUUACUAGACAUUUUUCGUGACAAAGAGAGACCUACAAACGAUAUGGAUAGUCCAAUAGAAGCUGAAACUGAAACGAACAAUGAGGAAACUUCAAAUAAUAAUAAUGGCAACGCUUCUGUUGACGCUUCUGGAGGAAAUAAUCCUAUUGAUAUAGCGAGCCAAAAUGCCGAGUCUAUGGAUGUUGACGCUUCUUCAGAGUGGGAAUCCCGAAUUUCACGAUCUCGCAGAAUGGUUUACUAUUAUAAUCGUAGAACUAAGGAAAGUACUUGGGAUCUUCCUGAGGGCGUUGAUCCCAAUACCAUUAGAGGAUAUGCGAGUCAAAGCAAUCAAGAUUUACAGAAUCUUGACCCGUUGGAAGGUGGAGCAGGUCAAAUUAGAGCUAGUCAUUUAUUGGUCAAACAUGACAAGAGCAGGCGUCCUAGUUCUUGGAAAGAGGCAUUAGCUUUAAUUCAAUCCUAUCAUUCACGUAUUACAUCUGGAGAGAUUUCUCUUGCUGAACUUGCUAACACUGAAUCUGAUUGUUCAAGUGCCAAGCGUAAUGGUGAUUUGGGAUAUUUCGGUAGAGGCCAAAUGCAACCAUCAUUUGAGGAGGCCGCUUUUAAACUUAGAGUUGGUGAAUUAAGCGAACCAGUUUGGAGUGAUAGUGGCGUUCAUUUGAUUCUUAGAACAGAAUAA